Molecule: messenger RNA, 451 nt
Organism: Caenorhabditis elegans
Lineage: Eukaryota; Metazoa; Nematoda; Chromadorea; Rhabditida; Rhabditidae
Gene: F59A7.2
Product: Late embryogenesis abundant protein D-29-like
Exons: 3
Coding region: 20-370 (116 amino acids)
Source: RefSeq, marked reviewed
UUCUGAACUCUUAAAUAAAAUGUUGCUAAACUCCUUGCUAUACACCACUGUUAUUUUCGCGCUAGUUUGGGGAUAUCCUGGGCAUCACACCGACCAUCUUGAAGGCUGCCCUCUAAACUUGACCCAUCUUCAUGAGAACAUGACUAUGGAACAUCCACCCAGAAAUGAAACUAGAACUCGCCGUGGCCUGGACAAUGAUAUCGAAAAUGCUGGAGAAUCUGCAGUGAAUAGUGUUGAAAACGCCGGAAAAAGUGCUUGGGAGACCGCUGGCGAGUUAGGAGAUUCUGGCGUGCACACAGUUGAAAAUGCUGGAGCUUCUGUGAAAAAUGGCGCUGAGAACUUAUUCCACGAAGUUGAAGCCGCGAUCUGAUUACCAAUUUUUGUAAAUAAAUUUAUUAAUUUUGUUUUGAUGCGAAUUUGGUUUAAAUGUCACAAUAAAAAUAAUCAUUUU